Cutaneotrichosporon cavernicola is the source of this 1221-nucleotide messenger RNA. RefSeq lists its product as uncharacterized. NCBI's taxonomy places the organism in Eukaryota, Fungi, Basidiomycota, Tremellomycetes, Trichosporonales, Trichosporonaceae. The transcript has 2 exons. The record is from RefSeq and is a predicted model, not a curated record. Bases 1 to 1221 code for a protein of 406 amino acids.
AUGUCUGCCCAAGCCCAAGCCCCCCCGCCAUACAUCAGCUCAGCCAAGUACUUUGCGGCGCUCACUGCCGUGAGCGUCGGCGCCAUGGCUGUGGCCUUCCGCGACAUUGGCGCAUACAAGCCGAGUGUGCUCGACGCCCCAACGUGCCUCGAGCAGCCUUGGGUCGUACAGUACCCUAUCGCGACCCCAGUCAACAAUCUCCUGUGUACCCUCAACACCUUCUUCGCAUCCAUCGCGUCGUCCAAGGGCGGCGUGGCAUUCGUCGAUUACUUUGGCGGCGUGUUCCUCGCCGCUGUCCUCGUUACAGUGUACGAGGGAUUCCGGCCUUCAUCGCGUCGUUCGGCGGGUAAAGAUGGCGCAGGGAGCACCGAGGGAUUUGGGAUGCGUCUGGGUAUCGCCCAGUUGAGCACUAUCGCCCUCGCCGUCGGCCAGGUCAUUACCGCCGGCAUCGCCUUGCCGGCAUACUACACCCUCGUGAGCUGGAGCACGCCCCGUCACUGGCGGAAACACCACCACAAGAUUGAUCUUGGUGACGAGGUCUUCUUCCUUUCGGAUGCGGCACGCGAAAAGGUCCGCAAAAAGCCAAAGCACUCGAUCCAGUACAAUGCCAACGUUCCACGCAGCUCGUACCUCUACACGACGUUAGUGUCGACGCUUAUCGGGUUCGUCCUUCCCAGCGUGGCGAUGAAACUCGCCCCAGCCGAGCACAGGUACGACGUGCAGAGCGCGUGGCAGAUCUUCCCGGCCUACAUGCUUGCCAUCAACAUCACACUCCCGCCGCUGCUUCGCAAGGGAUUCUCGGGCGUCACUCCCCUAGUGGGCAUUGUGCUUGUUGCGCUGCUCGGCAUUGCGGGCUCGCUGCGAGCGCAGUACGACCUCUACACCCACCUCCAGGAGGGAACUGAGAGCCUCAAGGACAUCUUUACUGUCGACCGCGUCGACCACCUCUCGUGGGCUGCGCACAGGCUCCUCGUCACCGACUUUGUCCUCGUCACCCUCGCGGCCGGAAGCAAGGUCCUCCUGGCGCUUGCGCGCCGCACACGCGCCGGAGCCGGUGGCAAGACGCUGUACGCUAUUAUCCUUCUCGCUUCAGCGGUCGUUAUCGGUCCCGGCGCGAGUAUCAUGGCCAUGUGGGCGUACGGCGAGGUCAUUGCCCUCCGCGACUCGCGCGAGUACACCGAGGCCAAGGAGGCCAAGGAGGUCCAGCCCAAGGUGCAGUAA